Messenger RNA from Rattus norvegicus (Norway rat), 431 nucleotides. Its product is annotated as palmitoyl-protein thioesterase 1-like. Lineage: Eukaryota; Metazoa; Chordata; Mammalia; Rodentia; Muridae. The record is from RefSeq and is a predicted model, not a curated record.
AUGGUGUUACCUCAAUCCCUGUGGCUCCUCUUUGUCUGCCUUCUGUCCUGGUGCUGUGAUGCCCAGGAGCUGGGGCUUCAGGACCCUGAUUCAGAAUCAGGCCCACUACCUUUGGUGAUCUGGAGUGAGAUAGAAAACACCAUAAGCAUGAAUGUCUUUAAAAAGAUUGUUGAAAAGGCAGUUCCUGGAAUUUAUGUCCUGCCGAUGGAGAUUGGGAAGACUAUGAUGAAGGAUGUGGAGAACAAGGUCCUGGAUGCCAGUUCCGAAGUGUGUCAGAUUCUUGCUCAGGAUCCUAGACUGCAGGAGGGCUACAUUGCUGUUGCAUUCUCCAAGAGUCUCAAGUUCCUGUAAGUAUCCUUCUUUUACAUGAUAAGACUUUCGAGAAAUCACUGUUUCUUCUAUUCACAUACAUUGACUGUAAUUAUUUAGAG